Messenger RNA from Plasmodium inui San Antonio 1, 399 nucleotides. RefSeq lists its product as hypothetical. NCBI's taxonomy places the organism in Eukaryota, Apicomplexa, Aconoidasida, Haemosporida, Plasmodiidae. The coding region runs from base 1 to 399 and encodes 132 amino acids. The record is from RefSeq and is a predicted model, not a curated record. The transcript has 2 exons.
AUGAUCAUGAUAAGUUCCCCCAGCUGUGACGUGACAGUAGGACUGAACGGGCUGAGAAGCAAAAGCCUCGACGAAAUCGCAGAAAUCGUUAAGAGGGCCAAGGAAACCAAGGAAGCCCAGCUACGAGAUUUAGACAACUUCAAAGAGAAACAAAACCUAAAUGUGUUGAAAGCCUUUGCAGAGAACCAGGCACAUUGUCUCAACAUAUGCAAGGAAAAUUUAUACAAUCGACUUGAGCAGGACUUGUACCUGUACCAGAAUGUGAGCGCGAAAAAUAAUUCCAAUUUUAACGAGAGGAAAAAAAAAAAAUUAGAGAAGUUUUAUCAAGACAUGGAGCAACGGUUGUGUUUCCGUGCAUGUUCUAUAAGGUGCCGCCACUUUCUGCAGGACAGGGACUGA